AUGGCCGAGAAAGGAGGAGGAGGAGGAGAAGAAGUGAAGGUGUUGAAGACAUGGUCGAGCUUGUUCGGACUGAGGGUCAUUUGGGCGCUGAAGCUCAAAGGCAUACCCUACGACUCCAUUGAUGAAGACCUCGCCAACAAGAGCGAUCUGCUUCUGCACUACAACCCUGUCCACAAGAAGGUCCCUGUCCUCAUUCACAACGGGAAGCCCGUCUGUGAAUCGCUCGUGAUCCUCGAGUACAUCGACGAGGCUUGGAGCCAGAACCCGCCUAGGUUGUUGCCUCGGGAUCCCGUCCAGCGCGCCUCGGCUCGCUUCUGGGCCAAAUUUGCCGACGAGAAGGCGUUUCAAUCGAUGCGGCAAGCCUUGACAAACGAAGGGAAGGAGCAAGAGGAAGGCCUGGCUUCGAUUGCAGAGAACCUCAAGUAG
Linum trigynum is the source of this 426-nucleotide messenger RNA. Lineage: Eukaryota; Viridiplantae; Streptophyta; Magnoliopsida; Malpighiales; Linaceae. The record is from the annotation of a GenBank genome assembly.